Messenger RNA from Paramecium pentaurelia, 931 nucleotides. The record is from the annotation of a GenBank genome assembly. Lineage: Eukaryota; Ciliophora; Oligohymenophorea; Peniculida; Parameciidae.
UAAUGAAACAAUCACAUAUGCAACACAAAAGUUGGUUAUAAUUGUAGAGAUUUGAAGAGUAUGAAAUAAAUAAAAAAAAAUACCUUGAAAAGGAAUAAGAAAUGAAAUUCAAGAGUUAAGAUUAAUAAACUUAAUAAAAGUAAAUUAAUUGGAUUGGAGACAUACAUGAAAGAUAAACUUUAUUGUAAAAGGCAAAAUGGAAGUGGAUAGAAGAAUAGAAGAAACGAUUAGAUUGGAAAAGAGAGAUGGAUCAAUUGGAUGGAGCUACAUUUCAUCCAUAAAUAUUAAAUAAAGAUUAAAAAAUACGUACUCCAGAUUAAUUUUAUAAAGAUAAUAUAGACUACAAAAAUAAAACUGUAUAAAUAAUACAUAUAAUAUGUAGGAAAAAUAAAUAUAAUAAUUAAUUAAGUAAAAAGAAGACUCAAUUAAUAACAGAAGUUGUUCUCCUAAAAUAAACAAAAAAUCUGUAUAGAUGGUAGUACAACCUUUUUAUGAUAGAUUAAAAGAUAAAUAGUUAGAGAAAGAAUAGAAUUUAUUAAAAAUUAAAAAAAGUAUAACACCUUCAUUUAGUCCAUAAAUUUAUUCUCGUAAUUUUUAAAGUCGUCAAACAUAUCAAACUGUUUAAUAAUUUGCUAAUUAGAAUUCAACUAAAAAUAAAACAUUUGAAAUUGAUUUAGAAAAUGUCAAAAAUGAUUAUAAGACUUUUACAUUUUUUGAAGACAUAAGAAGAUCUUAAUAUUCUUCAUCUGAAAACAAUUAAUAAAAUGAACUUAAUAUAACCAAAAAUUUGCUUUUAUUAACUGAGAACAGUUAGAUAUUAAAUGCUUAAUAGAGUCCAUAAUAAUGUACAGUCAAAAAGUAAUAGAGAUCUGUAAGUCCUUUAAAAUCAAUUAUGUCCAAAACAACCUAAAAGAAUUACUUUAAAAAAUGA